This is a messenger RNA of Arabis nemorensis, 1212 nucleotides long. NCBI's taxonomy places the organism in Eukaryota, Viridiplantae, Streptophyta, Magnoliopsida, Brassicales, Brassicaceae. The record is from the annotation of a GenBank genome assembly.
AUGGAUCGAACAAAAUCUCCAAAGCUAGCUUUGUUUGCCCUCUCGGCAAUACUUGUUCUCUCUUGUGUCAAGGCUCAAUCAGGUUGUGACUCCCACAGGUUCGCAAACAACAUUGCUUUCGCCGAUUGCUCUGCCCUCCCUGCUCUAGGCUCUUUCCUCCAUUGGACUUACAACGAACCAAACGGCACCGUUUCUAUCGCCUUUCGCCACCCAGCAACCUCUUCUUCUUCUUGGAUCGCUUGGGGACUUAACCCUAGUGGGCCUCAGAUGUCAGGGACACAAUCUCUAGUCGCUUUCACCAAUUCUAGUGGCCAGUUCCAAGCCUAUACCUCUCCGGUUAUUGGGUACAGCACGCAGCUCGAACGCGGGAGCCUCAGCUUCCCUGUGACCGGAGUCGCAGCGACUCUGGUCAAUGGUGAGGCUACCAUCUUUGCGACUCUUGAGUUGCCGUCGAAUUUGGUCACGGCCAAUCAGGUUUGGCAGAUGGGACCUAUGUCUAACGGUGUUCCUAUGAGGCAUCUAACUAGUGGAGACAAUAUGAGAUCGAUUGGUCGGAUCGAUUUCCGGUCCGGUCAGUCAUCAGCUGGUGGUGGAGGUUCCGGUGAUAGGCAGAGGAAAAGAAAUACACAUGGAAUACUUAAUGCGGUAAGCUGGGGAGUGCUAUUGCCAAUGGGAGCAAUGAUGGCUCGGUACAUGAAAGUCUUCACUGACCCAACCUGGUUCUAUCUCCACAUUGCCUUCCAAGUCUCCGGUUACGUUAUUGGUGUAGCCGGUUGGGCCACAGGAAUCAAGCUUGGGAAUGACUCACCAGGCACAUCUUACUCAACUCAUCGUAGCCUUGGAAUCGCGAUUUUCACAUUCGCGACACUUCAAGUAUUUGCUUUGCUUCUAAGGCCAAAGCCAGACCACAAAUACCGAUUCUACUGGAACGUAUACCAUCACACCGUGGGAUACACAACUAUCAUACUCUCUAUUAUCAACAUCUUUAAAGGAUUCGACAUUUUGGACCCGGAAGAUAAAUGGCGUUGGGCUUACAUUGGAAUCCUCAUUUUUCUUGGUGCUUGCGUCGUUAUUCUUGAGCCACUCACUUGGUUCAUUGUUCUUCGCCGUAAGAGCCGUGGAGGUAACACAGUCGCUGCACCGACUACAAACAAGUACUCUAAUGGCGUCAAUGGUACUACCACCACCGGACCGCAUCACCAGGACGCGUAG